GGAGGGUUAUACAAUGAAAUUGACUUUUGAAUCUCAGAGUCGUUAUGUUAAUUUGGCAUUUUGUAAUAAUGAAUCAACAAAAAACUUAAAUGCGAAAUUAAACAUCUCGAAUGGAAAAACAAUCACAUUUGAUAUUGUUGGCAGCGAGGAGUAUGAAGGGUUAUGGAACUGCUCAUUUUUGACUCACAUUGGUCAUUACGUACGCGACAGUGUCACUUACGAUGGGGAAUAUUAUGCCCCUUACGCAAACUGCUCCUUAAUGGUCAGAAUAAAACGAGACGUUACUCUAACCGUAUCCAGUACCACGACCACAAAUUUGGUAACAGCCAAUGCGACUGAUAUAGGUUACUACAGAUUCAUAGAAGGCAACAAAAUUACUAUUGAAUGCAAAAAAGGUCACACGAACAGAACUUUUUUGCAAUCAGAAAAUUUGAUCUUUAAAAUUUGUCGGAAAGACAAAAGUUGUGCAGAUCUAAAAACAAAUUCAACUUUGGUGAGAGAUACCAUGGAACUAAACAGUACUUUCGACGGAAGUAUAUUACACUGCAUUUAUAACAACUCGGUCGGUUACCAAACUGAUGCUGAAAUAGUAUUACAAAUAAAGGCCCAAUCGCGUCCAGAGAUCACAGUGGGAGGUCUUACAAUCAGAGAACCGAGGUCAUCGGAAAGUAAACAUACCUUUGAUGGAACAGUAAACCAAACUUUGGAAUUGGUCUGCGCAAAUAAAGAAAACUGGGGCAACAUUCACUGGGAAGUUUGCUAUGGAUCUGGUGUCAAUUGCCAGUCACAAACACUCGCAGCUGAUAAAAUAUUAAAAUUAAACUUCACUCUAUCGGCGAAUAACAAAAAUACCACAGUAAAAUGUGUUCACACCUUCAAUGCUCUUAGACAGGAGACUCCCGUAUUUUUGUAUGCAAAUGAGCCACCAGUUCUUACAACAAAAAAUGAUAUGAUUUUAAAUUACACCAGAGGCACAGACACUUACGAGUAUGUCAUAGAGCGAGAAGAUGAGGAAACGAUAAGAAUCAAAUGCAAAAAUCAAGAAAACUCUGGCUCGCUGUCCUGGAGAGAUUGCAACAAUGCUGCACAGAAAUCAUGCACCAAAACUCAGGAUAUUUAUAACAGAUCAAUAGAAAAAGUAAUACCAUGGAAUUCUGAAAAAAUCGAGGUAUUUUUCUAUUGCGUAUACAAGAACAGCCGCAACUAUAACGUUUCUUCCAAAGUAAAUAUUGUUGUACAUCCCAGCAUGUCUACCCGAUCAGUUCGAAGCGUUGAUGAGACUACAGUGAUCCAGAUGUCUUCGGAUUCGGAGUCAUCGACAGAUAUUAUUUUUGAGGGAAAAAUCGGUGAACGUAGAUCUUAUGAUUGUAAGAUUAAACAUUGGAAAGAAACCAGCACAGUCCAUUGGGAAUUUUGCGAUGAAUAUGGUCUGAAUUGUAGCUGUUCAGAUGCAAGAUUUGAAAGGCUGUCACAAAACAUCACUUUGGCAGAAGGAUCCAAUGGUACCAUAGCAAAAUGUGUACUUUCGUUCCAUUACGAUGAUAGCACUUAUGAAAAAACCAUACGUUUAUACGCAUAUCACCCACCAAAGCUUACAAAUAAAGAUGGCGUAGAAUUCCAAUCCUACAACUCAGACUACGUCGUGGAAGGAACUGACGGUGAAAAUAUUAUAAUUAGAUGUUUCAAUAGACAAUACACUGGGGUCUUGUUUUGGCGGACGAGUAGCGAUACUACAUCAAAAUUAUGUGAAACUGAAGACGGUACAAAAUGUAAUAUGAUUGAAAAAUCAUUUUGGUUGAAACCAGAUCUUAAUGGGACGCUUUUGUAUUGUGUAUUUAAGACUGAUCGCGGACAUGAAAUAGCUACUAAGGCUACAUUUGUGAUCCACCCUAAAACUCAGAGUAAGUACCUAUAAAGGUCAUAGCAGACUUAUCACCUC
Ostrinia furnacalis (Asian corn borer) is the source of this 1939-nucleotide messenger RNA. RefSeq lists its product as uncharacterized. The transcript has 13 exons. The record is from RefSeq and is a predicted model, not a curated record. NCBI's taxonomy places the organism in Eukaryota, Metazoa, Arthropoda, Insecta, Lepidoptera, Crambidae. Bases 14 to 1915 code for a protein of 633 amino acids.